CCGACCCUACCUCCCCCUCACAGAAUAUCCCUAUCAUUUACCAUAGCACCCUGAACCCACAUCACCAUGACGACGUCAGCGCUGCGUCGCCAGGUGAAGAACAUUGUUCACAACUACUCUGAGGCAGAGAUCAAGGUGCGCGAAGCGACCUCCAACGACCCCUGGGGCCCCUCCUCCUCCCUGAUGUCGGAGAUCGCUGACCUCACCUUCAACGUGGUGGCGUUUGCCGAGGUCAUGGGCAUGGUUUGGAAACGCCUCAAUGACCACGGCAAGAACUGGAGACACGUCUACAAGGCCCUGACCCUGCUUGACUACCUGAUCAAGACCGGCUCAGAGAGAGUGGCUCAGCAGUGCCGCGAGAACGCAUUCACCAUACAGACGUUGCGUGACUUCCAGUACAUGGACCGUGACGGCCGCGACCAGGGGGGCAACGUGAGGGAGAAAGCCCGCCAGCUGGUGUCACUACUCCGGGACGAGGAGAGGCUCGGACAGGAGAGGAGUCAGGCACUUAAGACCAAAGAACGCAUGGCGGGCGGGACGGGAGGAGGUGGUGGGAUGGGACAUGGAGGCGUACCUCCAGCCAACCACCCUGGGAGGAGGACCAGCCAGCCCAGUGUGGCAGCUCUGUAUGGGGAGUUCAGCUGCUCGCGGGGGUCACCCUCCUCCUUUAACUCCUCCUCCUCUUCUCCUCGUGAGGCGUCUGAUCUAGAGCAGGCCCGCCCCCAGACUAGUGGGGAGGAGGAGCUACAACUGCAGCUGGCCUUGGCCAUGAGCAGAGAGGAGGGGGAGAAGGUCCAGCAUUGUCUCCACGGAAAUGAGUCGUUGAUGCACAGAACCCCGGAGGUGAGCAGGAGGGAAGGACAGGCAGGAGAGUCGACUAUUUUCGAUCUAGUGGAUAUCUUUGACCCCACCUCUUCUGAAGCUCCGCCCCCUCCAGACGACCCCUGGGUCUCCCUGCCUGCUGUGACCUCUGACCCCUGGGACUCUGUAGAAGCGGUCAACUCCACUACGGCUGUGAUUGGUAGUCCCUGGAAGACCCGCCCCUCUUCCUCCAGCCCCAUCAAUCCCUGGGCUCCGUCAUGCUCUCCCACCUGGGAUGCCCUGCCCGCAUCUUCAUCAAGCCCUGUCAGUCAUGGCUGCGAGAGCCCACCCCCUCACCCAGGGGAAGGUGCUGAUUGGACGGAUCCCUUCUCUGUCAGGGAAAAGGAGGAGUCUAAUGGAGAGGUUGGACCACCCAGAGUCUUCACAUCACCACGUGACAGUCCUACAGACACAGACCCGUUUGGGGAGCGUGUUCUGCCCCCAUCGGUCAACGGAACUGAAGAGGACAGCCCAGAGAUGUUCCACCUGACUCGUCCAGCCCCCCCUCUGGGUUCCAAGAGCCCUCGAAUGUGUCGUACCCCAGAAGCCUUCCUGGGACCGACGGGGGCGUCCCUAGUCAACCUGGACGCCCUGAUACCUCCUCACCCUCCUAACAAGACCCACAACAACCCCUUCCUUUUAGGCCUGAGUGCUCCCUCCCCCACCAACCCGUUCCACUGUGACCAGCCGCGCCUCACCCUCAACCAGAUGCUCCGGCCCAGUUCCACCUCCCCCGUACCCCCCCACACCCUCUCCUACAGCCCCUCUCUACCCCUCCCCCUCCCCCACCAGCCGUCCGGAUUCCCCUCCUCCCACACCCAGCCUUCCCACAGUGUCCUGGACGUCCCCCAAAACCUACCACACCCCUUGCUCCCCCUCUCCCCCGCCCACCUCACCAAGCCCCCAACACACAGCCACAACCCCUUCCUGUGAGGUCAUUUCCUCUCCCCCCCGUACCUUUCUGUUGCCUUUUUAACUGGAGCCAACAGGCUUUACAAACCAGACACGACUGGACACAACUGGAAUCUAA
This is a messenger RNA of Esox lucius (northern pike), 1891 nucleotides long. It is a transcript of the gene epn3b, whose product is annotated as epsin 3b. NCBI's taxonomy places the organism in Eukaryota, Metazoa, Chordata, Actinopteri, Esociformes, Esocidae. Gene Ontology annotation, biological process: endocytosis. The record is from RefSeq and is a predicted model, not a curated record. Gene Ontology annotation, molecular function: phospholipid binding; clathrin binding. Gene Ontology annotation, cellular component: plasma membrane; clathrin vesicle coat; endosome. The transcript is spliced from 10 exons. Bases 67 to 1794 code for a protein of 575 amino acids.